GAUGGAACCCGUUCUAAUAGCAGUUUGGGUCCUAUGACAUUUUCGCCCUGAUGUGGUUCCAUCAUGCUGUCUCCUUUUGGCCCUACCAACCCGUUGUAAUGAUUGGAUUGAUGUAGCAUAAGCGGUACUGCUUUGUACAACAGAUGUCGAUACAGGUUCUGAAUUGUCCACAAGUUAUUCAGUAUGAAGACCGGUGGCGGGAAGCAGCAAAACCGAGGACGCCUAUCUAAGGAACCGGGGCUUUUCUCUAAUGAAUAGGAAUCAAUGGCAGGCUAUCUUCGAAGCUGGUUGCAGCUCGUGUUCAACAUGUUAAUUGCUUUCGGAGUCCAUGCGUGCGUCGAGAAAGACUCAGCUCCCGGAACCACAGAUUAUAUGCUGCGAGAAUAUGGAAACGUUCGCCUUCGUUCUCUCACAUCUCCCUAUAAUCCAUCACGCUUUCGUGGUCGGCCAUCAUUUUCACGUAGUCUUGCCCUGGUUCAUCGUAGUUCUUUGCUGUCGUAGCCACAUUCGGCAAGUUUCCCUUUGGUCUGAAGAGGGGAGAGCACCGACCUUGUUUACUUUACUGAGAGCCAGCAGAUGACACGGC
Molecule: messenger RNA, 586 nt
Organism: Guyanagaster necrorhizus
Lineage: Eukaryota; Fungi; Basidiomycota; Agaricomycetes; Agaricales; Physalacriaceae
Exons: 4
Coding region: 265-501 (78 amino acids)
Source: RefSeq, a predicted model, not a curated record